AACCCAGAGCCACCACCACCAUCUGGGUCCUACUUUUCAUUAUAGAUCCCCUUUUCAUUUUUCUUUUUUCUACAUUACCCAUUUUCUCGAUCACUCCCUUCUCUCUUACGCGUCUGCUUUUCCAGACAUACACACUCUACUCUCUCUCUCUCUCGCUCCUCCCUAGGACUUCCCCUCUCUAUAAACCCUUCAUUGAGUUCCAAGAUUCAAGACCAGCCAGGUAUAGAGCAGACUUGGCUUGUCGAGGAAUCAAGAUCAAAGAUUUUUAUUUUUUUUUCCCCUUCAAAUUAGAAGAAACCACCUUUAUUAUUCUUGGCAAUUCCCUCCCAUCUUUUUCCCCUACCCUUUUCUUUUGACCAUUUUGUAUGCGAAGUUUGCUUUUCCCGUCGUGGGUGCUCACCGGAGUCGAGUGGAGCGCAAAGUUGGAUCUUUUGGGCGAGUUAGAGCGAGAGAAACGGUGCCAGAUCGGUUUCCCCGUUGAGGUUUGGGAUAUGAUAAGCUGUGCUUUGUGGGUUUGAAGUGUUUCAGAUUUGCUUGGCCUUGUUGUGUGUGUGAUGGACACGAGGGGUCGGCUCAUUGCUGGUUCUCAUAAUCGAAAUGAGUUCAUUCUGAUCAAUGCAGAUGAGAAUGAAAGGAUUAGGUCUGUGAAAGAAUUUAGUGGACAAAUAUGUCAGAUUUGUGGGGAUGAGGUGGAGAUUACAGUAGACGGAGAGCUCUUUGUUGCCUGCAACGAGUGUGCUUUCCCUGUGUGCAGGCCUUGCUAUGAAUAUGAGAGAAGAGAGGGCAAUCAGGCUUGUCCUCAGUGUAAAACUAGGUUCAAGCGCAUCAAAGGUAGUGCUAGGGUUGAAGGCGAUGAUGAAGAAGAUGGCAUUGAUGAUUUGGACAAUGAGUUUGAUUAUGGAAACCUCAACGGUCUUGGUUCACAAGAAGUUUCAGAGGCAAUGCUCUCUGCACGCCUUAACACUGGCCGUGGCUAUCACUCUAAUGCAUCUAGAAUACCUACACACGCAGAACAUGAGACCUCUCCCCUUAGUUCUGAUAUCCCUCUAUUGACCUAUGGCGAAGAGGAUUCUGAGAUUUCUGCUGAUCAGCAUGCUCUUAUUGUACCCCCAUUCAUGGGUCAUGGAAACAGAAUCCAUUCAGUGCCUUAUACUGAACCAUAUGUACCAUUGCAACCCAGACCAAUGGUUCCUAAAAAAGAUCUUGCAGUAUAUGGGUAUGGGAGUGUGGCUUGGAAGGACCGAAUGGAGGACUGGAAGAAAAGGCAAAAUGAUAAACUUCAGGUGGUAGAGCACCAAGGAGUCAAUGAUGGUGGAAAUUUUGGUGGAAAUGAACUAGAUGAUGAUCCUGACUUGCCCAUGAUGGAUGAAGGCAGGCAGCCCCUUUCGAGGAAAUUACCCAUCCCUUCAAGCAAGAUAAAUCCGUACAGAAUGAUUAUAAUACUACGCCUUGUAAUCCUUGGCUUAUUUUUUCAUUAUAGACUUCUUCAUCCAGUUAACGAUGCAUAUGGCUUGUGGCUGACAUCAGUUAUCUGUGAAAUAUGGUUUGCUGUAUCAUGGAUUCUGGAUCAGUUCCCAAAGUGGUACCCAAUAGAACGAGAAACAUACCUUGACAGGCUAUCAUUGAGGUAUGAAAAAGAAGGGAAGCCAUCUGAGUUGGCCAGUGUAGACGUCUUUGUGAGUACAGUUGAUCCUAUGAAAGAGCCUCCUUUAAUUACUGCAAACACGGUUCUUUCCAUUCUUGCGGUUGAUUAUCCAGUAGAUAAGGUUGCUUGCUAUGUCUCGGAUGAUGGUGCUGCAAUGCUUACUUUUGAAGCGCUUUCUGAGACAUCUGAAUUUGCAAGGAAAUGGGUUCCUUUCUGUAAAAAAUUUAAUAUUGAGCCAAGAGCCCCCGAGUGGUAUUUUUCACAGAAGAUGGACUAUCUGAAGAAUAAAGUUCAUCCAGCAUUUGUUAGAGAAAGGCGUGCAAUGAAGAGAGAAUAUGAAGAAUUUAAAGUUAAAAUAAAUGCGUUGGUAGCCACAGCACAAAAGGCUCCUGAGGAUGGCUGGACAAUGCAGGAUGGGACUCCAUGGCCUGGAAACAAUGUACGGGACCAUCCUGGCAUGAUUCAGGUGUUCCUUGGCCAUAGUGAUGUUUGUGAUGUGGAAGGAAACGAGUUACCUCGUCUGAUUUAUGUUUCCCGUGAAAAGAGACCUGGGUUUGAACACCACAAGAAGGCUGGGGCCAUGAAUGCUCUGGUACGGGUCUCAGCAGUUAUCUCAAAUGCUCCUUAUCUUCUGAACGUUGACUGUGAUCAUUAUAUUAACAAUAGCAAGGCACUUAGAGAAGCCAUGUGUUUCAUGAUGGACCCCACAUUGGGAAAGAAGGUUUGCUAUGUGCAGUUUCCUCAAAGAUUUGACGGGAUUGAUCGUCAUGAUAGAUACUCAAACCGGAAUGUUGUAUUCUUUGAUAUCAACAUGAAAGGCUUAGAUGGUUUACAAGGACCCAUAUAUGUUGGGACUGGAUGUGUUUUCAGAAAGCAAGCACUUUAUGGAUUUGAUGCACCUGCCAAGAAGAAGCCCCCUAGCAAAACCUGCAACUGUUUGCCAAAAUGGUGCUGCCUAUGUUGUGGCUUUAGAAAGAACAAGAAUGUGAAGACAAAGGAGAAAAAGAAGAAACCUAAGCACAGGGAAGCAUCAAAGCAGAUACAUGCACUUGAAAAUAUUGAAGAGGGAAUGAAUGAAUCAAGCACUGAAAAGUCAUCCAUUAUGUCGCAAAUGAAAUUGGAGAAGAAGUUUGGGCAGUCUCCAGUUUUUAUAGCCUCCACGCUUCUGGAAAAUGGUGGAGUUCCUCAGAAUGUCAGUCCUGCAUCACUCUUGAAAGAAGCCAUCCAAGUCAUCAGCUGUGGAUUUGAGGAUAAAUCAGAAUGGGGAAAGGAGGUUGGCUGGAUAUAUGGUUCUGUAACUGAGGAUAUCCUGACUGGAUUUAAGAUGCACUGCCAUGGCUGGCGGUCUGUGUACUGCAUACCCAAGAGGCCAGCAUUCAAGGGGUCAGCUCCUAUCAACCUCUCAGAUCGUUUACACCAGGUUCUUCGGUGGGCCCUUGGAUCCGUGGAAAUUUUCUUAAGCAGACAUUGUCCAAUCUGGUAUGGCUAUGGCGGCGGGUUGAAAUGGUUGGAACGAUUUUCAUAUAUAAACUCUGUUGUUUAUCCUUGGACAUCCAUUCCCUUGGUUGUUUACUGUACUCUACCAGCCAUCUGUCUUCUCACUGGGAAAUUCAUCGUUCCUGAGAUAAGCAACUAUGCAAGCCUAGUAUUCAUCGCUCUCUUCAUAUCUAUUGCUGCAACUGGAAUCCUCGAGAUGCAGUGGGGUGGUGUUGGGAUAGAUGACUGGUGGAGAAAUGAGCAGUUCUGGGUUAUUGGGGGUGUUUCAUCGCAUCUUUUUGCCCUCAUCCAGGGUCUACUCAAGGUGUUGGCCGGUGUCAGCACAAACUUCACAGUUACCUCAAAAGCAGCAGAUGAUGGAGAAUUUUCAGAACUCUACAUCUUCAAGUGGACAUCAUUGUUAAUCCCGCCCACAACUUUGUUGAUUAUAAAUAUAGUUGGGGUGGUGGUUGGGAUCUCGGAUGCCAUCAAUAACGGGUACGAUUCUUGGGGUCCACUUUUUGGUAGGCUAUUUUUUGCCUUAUGGGUCAUUCUCCACCUCUACCCCUUCCUCAAGGGAUUACUCGGGAAACAAGAUCGGAUGCCAACCAUUGUUUUGGUCUGGUCUAUUCUGCUGGCCUCAAUCUUAACUCUUAUGUGGGUUCGAAUCAAUCCAUUUGUGUCAAGAGAUGGUCCUGUUUUAGAAGUUUGUGGGUUGGAUUGUGAUUAGGAUACGUGAAUAAAGCUUUAGUUUCUUCGCAGCGGCUACAAUUUUACAGGAUAGUUACGGUGUUGCAGAAGAGAUCAUUUGUUCUUUGGAUAGAGACAUAUGUUUGAUAGGGUUUCAUCGAUUCUUUUAUUACAUUCAUGUGGCUUCUUUGAGGGUUAAAUUCUUCAGUAUCUGUAUUAGAAAAGAGUACUGAAUCAUAAUUUAUUCCCUUAAGUGGGAAUGUCUCUUAUAUAUAUAUAGGUGUCGUAAAUUAGUUCAAAUGUCUGUAUGGUUGUUAUCAUACUCAGUAAACUGUCAUCAUGUAUGUUCUUCAUUUGGAGUUCCCAAGUAUAUAGUGGAUUUUGUUCACUUGUUUUCUUC
Juglans regia (Persian walnut) is the source of this 4211-nucleotide messenger RNA. Its product is annotated as cellulose synthase A catalytic subunit 2 [UDP-forming]-like. Gene Ontology annotation, molecular function: cellulose synthase (UDP-forming) activity. Gene Ontology annotation, cellular component: plasma membrane; trans-Golgi network. The transcript is spliced from 14 exons. Gene Ontology annotation, biological process: plant-type primary cell wall biogenesis; cellulose biosynthetic process. The coding region runs from base 555 to 3851 and encodes 1098 amino acids. The record is from RefSeq and is a predicted model, not a curated record. Lineage: Eukaryota; Viridiplantae; Streptophyta; Magnoliopsida; Fagales; Juglandaceae.